AGGGGUUUUUCACUUGGCAGUUGGAAAUUGGAACCAUGUCUCUUUAGCUUCAACAAUGCCCUUAUCUAAUCGAAGGAAUUUAUGCUACUUUUUUUUUUUGUGUUUGUGAAGAAAUGAAGUAGACAAGAAAUUGGAUUCUUGCGAUAUAUUUACCUCUUGGAAUAUAUAAGAGGACGGAAAUGAGAACGCCUUGCAUCACUUCUUGUCAUCUGUGCUAAAAACUGCAAUUUGAAGCAAUGGACGACGAAAAGCAGCUGCUCGUUGAAGUUACAGAAGAACUUCAGAGCUUGGCAGAUACUUCUCUGCAGAAUGUUCUCUGGGAUAAACAUUCAAUCUACAAAAUACCUGCCUCUGUUACGGCCCUCAACAGGACUGCCUACAUACCUCAGACAGUCUCCUUUGGUCCGUACCAUCAUGGUGAAGAUCAUCUGAAGCCAAUGGAGGAGCACAAGCAACGAGCGCUCACAUAUUAUUUAAAGAGAGGUGGAAGACGUCUACAAGCGGUCGUUGAAUCUUUAAAUGAAGAAAUCCAGGUUUUAAAAGACUCAUAUGAUAUGCUUGGUGAGUCAUGGAAAGAUGACAAGAACAAAUUUCUGCAACUGAUGAUUCUUGACGGUUGUUUCAUGUUGGAAAUUAUACGCCUUGCUUCACAUUCAUUGGAUGGCUAUGCUGCCAAUGAUCCCAUUUUUAGCAGCCACGGGAGGCUCUACAUUGCACCAUAUAUCCGGCGUGAUAUGUUGUUGCUUGAAAAUCAAUUGCCAAUGCUUGUUCUUUACAAGCUGUUUGCUCUUGAAAGUAACGGAGCACAGGACGAAGGGUUUGUCAACCAGCUCGUGCUCAAUUUCUGCUACCCCAACGCACCCGUCUCAAAGCUGGACAAAAGCUUGCAUGUAUUGGAUUUGUACAGGAAGAGCCUGAUUCUGGAAGAUCCCGCCUGGAAAAUGCGUCGCCCCAGGGUAACGGGGGGGCUUCUUAAUGAUGUCAAUGAUAUUUUCCGAUCAGCGACAGAGAUUAAUGAUGCCAAUGAUAUUUUCCGAUCAGCGACAGAGAUUAAUGAUGCUGGAAUCCAGUUUAAGAAAGGUAAAACGAAGAGCCUGAGAGGCAUCUCAUUCCAUAGAGGGGUACUUGAGCUUCCUGUCAUUGUGGUGGAUGGUGCCACCGAGGCAACCUUUCUGAAUUUGAUUGCCUUUGAGCGCCUCCACGUUGGUGCAGGCAAUGAGGUAACAUCUUAUGUCUUCUUCAUGGACAGCAUCAUUGAUAAUGAGAGGGACGUUGCCCUCCUACACUCAAGAGGAAUCAUCCAGAAUGCUAUUGGAAGUGACAUGGCAGUUGCUGAACUGUUCAACUCUCUCUCCAAGGACAUUGCGUUGGACCCAGACAGCUGCCUCGAAGUUGUACACAUGCAGGUCAAUGCCUACUGCCAGAUGCCCUGGAAUGAGUGGCGUGCCUAUCUCAUUCACACCUAUUUCAGAAAUCCUUGGGCUCUUUUGUCUGUUAUUGCUGCUUUCAUCCUCUUUGCCCUCACUGGUGCUCACACUGUAUAUUCUAUAAUACCUUACUACAAUUCUAAUUACUCGACAUUACCCUUUUCUCCUACGGGUUUAGCUGCACCCCCUCCCCUUCCAACUCCUCGUCCUCCUCGCACUCCUCCACGCUGGCCCCCCGGAAAACCAUGAAUCCCACUAUUUGCAAUGUCUAUGUAUUUCUUUCCCUUUAACACCUUGGAUUGCGACUUUGCUUCGCCCAAUUAUCUGAAACAGUUCUUUUAUAUUUAUUUUUUGUUUCAUCGCAUAAUAUAUGAAUAAACGGAUGGAUUUAUAACUUUCUUUA
This is a messenger RNA of Populus nigra (black poplar), 1830 nucleotides long. Its product is annotated as UPF0481 protein At3g47200-like. Bases 237 to 1676 code for a protein of 479 amino acids. NCBI's taxonomy places the organism in Eukaryota, Viridiplantae, Streptophyta, Magnoliopsida, Malpighiales, Salicaceae. The record is from RefSeq and is a predicted model, not a curated record. The transcript has 2 exons.